This is a messenger RNA of Rhododendron vialii, 1089 nucleotides long. RefSeq names its product probable CCR4-associated factor 1 homolog 11. The record is from RefSeq and is a predicted model, not a curated record. Lineage: Eukaryota; Viridiplantae; Streptophyta; Magnoliopsida; Ericales; Ericaceae. Gene Ontology annotation, cellular component: CCR4-NOT complex; P-body; CCR4-NOT core complex. Gene Ontology annotation, molecular function: poly(A)-specific ribonuclease activity; nucleic acid binding. The transcript is spliced from 2 exons. Bases 131 to 988 code for a protein of 285 amino acids.
CCAUAAUUUACACAAUCCAAUUACCCCAUAAACUCAAUUCAGAAACGGAGAGUAUAAAAACCCCACCCUACGCCCAACCUCCACAAACCCUAAAAAAAUCACCCCCCGCCCCUUCCCUAUAGUCGGAAGAAUGUUCACAGACGGCUCCCCGCCACCGCCAAUGCCGCCGCCGUCGCCGGCAGCGAAGCCGAUCGUAGUCCGCUCGGUCUGGUCGGACAACAUCGAGCCCGAAUUCGACCUGAUCCGCCUCCUCAUCGACCGGUACCCCUUCGUCUCCAUGGACACCGAGUUCCCCGGCGUCAUCGUCCGCCCCGCCGCCGACUCCUUCCGCCUCCGCAACCCCUCCGCCCACUACUCCAUCCUCAAGGCCAACGUCGACCUCCUCAACCUCAUCCAGAUCGGCCUCACCCUCUCCGAUUCCCAAGGUAACCUCCCGGAUCUCGGCACGGACAACCGGUACAUCUGGGAGUUCAACUUCAAGGACUUCGACGUGUCACGCGACUCUCACGCGUCGGACUCGAUAGAGCUCCUGAGGCGCCAGGGGGUGGACUUCGAGCGCAACCGGGAGUUUGGGAUCGAGUCGGUGCGGUUCGCCGAGCUGGUGAUGUCAUCGGGGCUGGUAUGCGAUGAGUCGGUGAGCUGGGUGACGUUCCACAGCGCGUACGAUUUCGGGUACUUAAUCAAGGUGCUGACUAGGAAGCCCUUGCCGGACGAGCUGGGAGAGUUCUUGAGCCUGCUGGGGGUGUUUUUCGGGGCUAGGGUUUAUGAUGUGAAGCAUCUGAUGAGGUUUUGUGAGAGGAGUCUGUACGGAGGGUUGGAACGCGUGGCGGAGACACUCGAGGUGGAGAGGGAAGUGGGGAAGUGCCAUCAGGCUGGGUCUGAUAGCUUGCUGACAUGGCACGCGUUUCAGAAGAUUAGAGAGGGUGGGUUCUGCAAGGAGGGGCCAGAGAAGUACGCUGGUGUUCUGUAUGGGUUAGAGGUUUUCUGAAAUUUUCUCUCUUCUUGCUGUGUGUGGAAUUUGCCUUGUGCAGUAGAUUUGUACAAACCCAUGGCUUAAUAUCAAUGUCAGUGGUGAUCGUUUCUUCUUAA